Molecule: messenger RNA, 3225 nt
Organism: Numida meleagris (helmeted guineafowl)
Lineage: Eukaryota; Metazoa; Chordata; Aves; Galliformes; Numididae
Gene: EDARADD
Product: EDAR associated death domain
Exons: 7
Coding region: 90-734 (214 amino acids)
Biological process (GO): signal transduction
Molecular function (GO): protein binding
Source: RefSeq, a predicted model, not a curated record
GCAGGAAGGGGGCGGUGCGCGGCGGGGGUUGACGCGCGGCGGUUCCGGGCACGUCUGCGGGCGACGCGCGUUCCUCGUGCUGCGACCCGAUGGCCGCUCCGCAGGGCCCGCUGCCCCCAGCAGAUCAUGCAGCAAAAGAGCCGGUAGAGGAUACAGAUCCCAGCACUCUUUCCUUAACAAUGACUGAAAAAUACCCUGUCCAAGACACAGGAGUACCUAAAGAUGAGGAAUACCAAACAGAUCAAGUUACAUUGGAAAUUGCAUCUGUGAACAUCAGGAGUCUUACGUCAGAUUCUGGCCUAGUCCAGCAGCCAGAAGACAAAGACACCCAAAACCAUACUGACAAAUCGCUUUCAGAUCUCAAGAAAACCUGCAAAGAAAAUAGCACCUGCUCCUUGUGCUUAUUCCGUGCACCGACCAUCAGUGACAUGCUCAAUGACGAGGACUUGUUGUACACAGUGAGGCUAAAGCUGGAUCCCUGCCAUCCAACAGUGAAAAACUGGAGAAAUUUAGCAAGCAAGUGGGGGAUGACUUACGAUGAAUUGUGUUUCCUUGAACAGAAGCCCCAGAGUCCCACCUUGGAGUUUUUGCUACGGAAUAGUGACAGGACUGUGGAGCAGCUGAUUGAGCUCUGUAAAUUUUAUAAGAGAAUCGAUGUUGUGAAAGUGCUACUGAAAUGGGUGGAGGAGGAAUGGCCCAAGAGAGGGAACAGAAGUUACCAGAAUGACUUGUAGGUCAAAGAAAUUGGCUUCCUAAGCAGAAGAAGAAUGAAAAAACCAGACCAGUGGUAUAAUUGCAACAGUUGUGAACCAUGCCAGUCAGUUGUGUGUUGUUGCUACUGGGAAAGCCGCAAUUAGAAGGCAAGUCUCUUAGCUUUUCUGGCAGCCUUUCCACAGUUUUUGUGUUCUGCCUGGUAGAAGAUAAGCAGGUUUUUUUUGUUCUAACUUUUAAGCUUUAUGAACACUGUAUUUGGCACAGACACAACUUGAUUGUCCAAGCAGCAGUUUGGAUUUGCAUGUUUGAAUUAACGGAAUGUUUGAACAUCGCAUUCGGGCAAAAUUAAGUUCUGAGUCUCUUUUUUACAAGCAGGACUAGAUGUUAAAAUAAUCGUAUGUUUCUACAACAUAGGAUAUAUAUUUUCUAUGAAGAAAUCAUCCUAUUCAGAGAUACUUCCCAGCCCAUAAACCCCCUCCCCCCAAACAAACACAAAAAACCCCACCACAAUUAGAAUGCUUUAUAGUUAAAAUUAGUUUCCAUAGUUUUGAAUAAACUGUUCACUCUGAGUAUUCUUUGAUAUUUCACUCAAGUGCCUUUCAUUUUGUAGUGUGAGGUGACAGUGAAUGUCUCACCCACAGUAUAUCCUUAGUAGCAAGUAUAACUUCCUUGUUCAUAAGCUGUGGUUUUCUUCUCAGCCUCCCUGACCUACUUUCUGUCCUAUACCAAAGUUGCUGCACACUUGCAUGAAAGUAGCACAAGUCUAUGAAUUGAUUAAAGCCACUGUAAUGGGAAAUCUGCAGGUGGGUUCACCUACAGGUGUAAGUGGAUGGUCAUUAAAGCACAUCUGUUGAUUUAGACUGAUAUAUACCAAAGGCUGUUGAUAUCCUGAAUUAGUGUUUACACUGAAGAUAUUUCUAGAACUUUUUACCAUUCUUCUGUACUCUAAUGGCUUAAAAAACCCCUGAAAACUGAAAAAUCACUUGUAUAAUAGGCUGUAUAAAGUACUUAUUGCUGUAAUGCCAUACACACACAUACAUACACCAGUGUUGUGACGUAAAAUUUCUAUUUGCCACCCUUACCGAAACAUCUCAGAUGAUACUAAUAUGUACAUAGAUGUAUAUAAUGUAGCAAUGGUGAACAGCAUGUCAAGAUGUUGGGCAAAACUACAGUGGGGUACAGACUGAUGCACUGUUCACUUCUCUCAAAUAGUAAGGACUAAUUAAGAAUUAAUAGCAAAAUUGAGGAAAGUCUGUCAGGUUGCAUUCUGAGUUUCUUAAUGUAAGGGAAUGAAAAGGGACAUCUAGUAUUAAUAUAGGUACUCGCACAAAUGGUUGCAGAUGAGUUAGAUGUAAAGACUAACUUUUGAUUUCAAGCACUGAUUCUGGGAAUGAUCUAAAUUAGCUUUACAGCAGUGUCUUCAAGAAACUGAAGAUCUAGUUUCAAGGUAAAAAGAGUGACCUACAGCUGAUGUUUUAAUUUUUUUUAAAGCUUCUGGAAGACUGGAGUUUUGGCAGCUGUUUAUAUAUAUAUUUUCAAUCGUUCCUUCAGAAAAGCUGCUACUCUUCAGAACAGUAUAUUUCCUAGCCAUAUUUUAAAGUGGAAGAUACAUUGCUCUAUCCCGCAGGGGCUGCAGUUCAAACACCUCACUUCCAUCUUCUUCAGAUGGAGUCUUCUGAUACAUGUUUGAACUCUAACUUUUGCAGCUCAUCUUCUGUCUUUAGGGGAUCUGGAAUCAGCUAUGAGGGCUGCUGCUGUGGCUACGCUCUCUGCUGGUUUCAAUUCAGAGAUAUCCACUGUGUACAUACAAAUAGCCCAUAUGCAGCUUGUCUAACAUAAUCCUGUGACCUCGGGCCCACCGCAUGCAUGAUUUAUGAUCACGUGUCUGUGUGUUAAGUUCAUCUUAUGAGUGAUGAAGGCUGGCAUGUCUGCCAGCAGCUUCUCUCUCCUGUAAUAUAGUACUGCUAUACACGCGUGGUAGUGCAGUAUGCUUUGCUGUGGUGGAUGCAGUCUGUUAAGGAAUCUAGCUAGAGCCCUUGUAUGAUGACUCACAAAAUGGGAACACACAUUGAUACAGUAUCAUUUCUGAAUCAAGAAGUCCAACUGAAAUCUACUCCUUUUCCUGUUUUCUGGUUAUAAUUUGUAAGCUUUUGAACAAAUGUUGUCUAAUGGAAAUGAGUUCUGAUCCCUUGAAACUCUUGAAAAAUCCAUGUCAGCUGCAAGGAUUCGUACUGGAAAAUAAAGCUGCUUUUGAGAGUUUAUAUGCGGCUUCUGUGUGAGUUCAGCACUGAAGGCUGAAAAUGUUAGCCUUAAACUUCAUUACACACUGGAUAACUCAUUCAUAUACUUGAAAUAUUUUUUUCCUCUUUGUAUGGCAUGAAUUGAGGGGUAUACAAUUUUUUUUAGUUUUGUAUCUAUUUACAAGAUACUGGGUCAGUGUUCACUUUAAGCAUUCUUAUGCUCUGUCAAUGUAUACUAUAUUUAGAAAAAAUAUAGUUUAUCGAUGUCUGA